AUGGCGUUUGCAUCCAGAUCAGCAUCGAGGUUGGCGUUGCGCCAACUCGGCUCGGGUCCAGCUGUGGCUUCCAGCUCGCGAACGGUCGUUGCCGCCUUCUCGUCCACCGCCUCCUCCUCGUAUGCUGCAUCAACGCCCGAAGAUGCCACAUCGCGUAAAGCUCCUUACUCGGCGGCCGCAGAAGCCUCUCCAGCACCAUCAGAGCUCAACGCAAUCGGCCGUGGUCGCAAGUCGGCAGGUCGGGGUCGACCCAAGAUGCUCGCCCCUUACGACCAGUGGAUCCUUUCCGAUGCCCGCGUCUACAAGCAGCCUAAACCCGGCAUGGGGCCCAACUGGAUCGGCGACACCCCUUUCCCGCUCAACCCCUCGUUCAACCCUCCUGCUCCGAUCCGACAAAGUACCAAGACCGAGAUUUGGCGUCUGCAUGCCAGCGAUCCCAAGGAGUGGACCAUCCGUGCGCUCUCUGAAAAGUUUUCCAUCGGUCUGCAGAGGACGGAAGCUAUCCUGCGAUUGAAGGCUCUAGAGAACGAAUGGACGUCACAGGACAAGCCAUUGCAAAGCGAGUUCCAGUCCAACAUGGACCGCCUCCUUGGCGCGCAAGACCGCAAGCGCGGACCCGAAUUCGAACCUUCGGUGCAGUCCAACGACAAGUCGGUACGCGGCAUCCAGCACGAAGAGUUCUCGGAAGCCGAGCCAUUGGACGCACCCUCCGUCAUUGCACCAGCGUUGGCCGAAGAGACUCUCAAGCGCUCCAGCAUGAUCGCUGCGCUUCCGAGCGGAGGUCCCGAUGUGGACGCGAUGGGAUCCAGCAGGGUCGUCGAAAACAAGCGAGCUCCGUUGUCCAUCACCAGCGUCUCUGGCGAGUCGUACAAGGGCGCAGGCCGCGUACAGCGGAACGAGCGUCAGGCCGACAAGAGGAAGGGGGCUGUGGCUAAGAAGCAGGCUGCUGCAGAUGCGGCUGCGGAGGCGGUCGCGGAAGCGGCCCGUGUGGAACGGGAAAGGCGCCGGAAGGAGCAACGCAAAGGUGUUCAGGCCAAGAAGCCGACAAAGAAACGUCCUCAAGCCAACAUGUCUGCCAGGAAGGGACAACAGGUCAACAAGUCUACAAGGAAAGGACCACAGGCUAAAAAGCUCCCGUAG
Messenger RNA from Kalmanozyma brasiliensis GHG001, 1140 nucleotides. RefSeq names its product Ribosomal protein S35, mitochondrial. Gene Ontology annotation, cellular component: mitochondrial small ribosomal subunit. Bases 1 to 1140 code for a protein of 379 amino acids. NCBI's taxonomy places the organism in Eukaryota, Fungi, Basidiomycota, Ustilaginomycetes, Ustilaginales. Gene Ontology annotation, biological process: mitochondrial translation. Gene Ontology annotation, molecular function: structural constituent of ribosome. The transcript is spliced from 2 exons. The record is from RefSeq and is a predicted model, not a curated record.